AUGGCUACAGAAUUUAAGACUAUCCCUCUAAUAGACAUAAGUCCGCUUCUACAGAAGUGGGAUGAAGUAAAUGAAUCGCAAAAUGAAAGUAUAGCUGGAGUGGUGAAAGAACUAGAUGAGGCAUGCAAAAAUGAAGGCUUUUUUUACGUGACGGGGCAUGGUAUCCCGCUUCCCUUCAUGGAAGAGAUAAGGAGAAUUACACGUAAAUACUUUGAUCAACCUUAUGAAGAUAAACUGAAUAUUAAACUUUCUGCCUCAACUGGCUACAGAGGUUACCAAGCAAUCUAUGAGAACAUAACUACAGGCGUCCCUGAUAUGCAAGAAGCGAUCGAUUGA
Nicotiana tabacum (common tobacco) is the source of this 336-nucleotide messenger RNA. Its product is annotated as homoarginine-6-hydroxylase 2-ODD-C23.1-like. Lineage: Eukaryota; Viridiplantae; Streptophyta; Magnoliopsida; Solanales; Solanaceae. The record is from RefSeq and is a predicted model, not a curated record.